CCUCUCACGUCUUGCUCCUAGGGAACAGGUGGCUCCUGGUCGCUCUUCCAUCCGGUCUUCGUCGCCUGCUCCUGCUCGGCCGUAUAUAAACCCUUGCUCGAUCCGUCCAUGGAGGAUCCAGCAGCACCACAACACUGUACAGUCUGCCAGAGCUCCGCCUCCCCCUCCAUUGCCAGAGCUUGAUCGAGUGAUCGGUCGGGCCGGUAGAUCGAUGGGGUUCCUGGAGGCCCUGUCGGGGCUGUGCCGGUCGUGCCCGGCCCCCCUCACGCGCGGCCACCUGCAGAAGGGGCGGCAGCUGGAGACGGUGGAGAUGAAGGUCCGGAUCGACUGCGAGGGGUGCGUGAGCAAGAUCCGCAAGACGCUGGAGGGGAUGGACGGCGUCACCGGCGUCGACGUCGUCCCCAGGGAGAACAGGGUGACCGUCACCGGCUACGUCGACGCCGCCAAGGUGAUGCGCCGCGUCGCGCGCAAGACCGGCAAGCGCGUCGAGCCGUGGCCCUACGUGCCCUACGACGUCGUCGCGCACCCCUACGCGCCCGGCGCCUACGACAAGAGGGCGCCCGCCGGGUACGUCCGCGACGUCAUGGCCAACCCCGGCGGCGCGAACGCGUCCUUCGCGCGCGCCACCUCCACCGAGACUAGGUACACCGGGGCCUUCUCCGACGAGAACCCCAACGCGGCGUGCGCGAUCAUGUAGCUCCUCACUAGGUCGAUCGAUCUCCUCCCGUUCCAUUUGGUAACUCCUAGUAAUACCUAGGUAGUAACUGCUACGUAUGUAUGUAUAUUUGGGUUACACUUUUUCCUCGGAGGAGCUGCAUGGCUGCUCCGGGUUGGUUCAGGCGGCAGGCUGGCCGUCCUGCCGUCGUUCCCGUCGCAGAUGCUUCAGGCUGCCCCGCCGUCGCCGUGCUGGGGCCGGUCAAGCUCUUCGACCACUGAUGAGUUGCUGCAGUGUCCAUGGGCCACCAAUUUUUAACCUCCAGGCUCUAAGAAAGCCCUGGAGGCCACCUAAGAUCACGCCGUUGCGCAAUGCCAGCAAAGGAGUACUGAUCUUGCCCGGCGAGGUCGGGUCUUUGUGAUUGAAUAAAUUAUUAGUGGAUUUAGCUUCUUCCAUCUUUCAGCUUCAGUUACUGUUUCCAGAAUAGACUUUGUAAUUUCCUUUCUUUACAAGAACCGUAAGUAGUGAUCUAUGUAACAAUUCUACACAAGCAAUUUAGUGCGUAAUUUUUAGGAACAAUUUCUGGCCAA
Molecule: messenger RNA, 1245 nt
Organism: Triticum urartu
Lineage: Eukaryota; Viridiplantae; Streptophyta; Magnoliopsida; Poales; Poaceae
Source: RefSeq, a predicted model, not a curated record